AAUCCCGCCAGCUUCAUCAAAUGCUUCACAUAUCUAAUGAGCUUGACUGGCUGGUUUCAUACCGCAGCAAAACAUCCUCUAUAAUGGCGGUAUCGAUAGCAACCGAGCGGCAUUGACCGGCGAUUUCACCAGCAGCCAGCAAAAGAAAACAAAUUGCACGGCCUGGCUAGCUCUCUUGCUUUCUCCAUUGCUAGCUGGAAAACGCAAGUGGAAUAAUGUAUGUAACGAAUAAACUGCAAGGGUACCUGCCGGAACUAACGUUAGCUAACUAGCUUUAUUUAUUUGGAGUUCGUAGUGGUUGUUGCUACUGUUAGCUUGCUUGCUAACGUUAGCGCAUUCAUUUGCGGAAAAUGGAAAGUGUGCGGAUAGUGGCUGGGGAGAGGAGCCGAUUGGAGGUGGAUUCCCUGUCAACGUCAGUCGGAAUAUUAGACUCGGAAAAUGGACAAAUAAGAACUGGCAGCAAGUUUUUAAAGGCCAGUGGUGGUGCACUCUUCCCCGCUGGAAAAAUAACUGCGACGGGGGAAGAUGAUGGCGGGGGCGGGGAGACAAAACUCUUGGGACUUGCUACCACCUCCCUACUUCACAUAGCGAUACGGAACGGGAUUUACCAAAACCAGGCUGCUAACGCCACCAGUAGUGCUGCCAAUCUCAACAUGACCACCGGUAAAACACCCAACAUCUACAGCCUCGUAUCGGUCAGCAGCACCAGCGUGAACUCGUUGUUGACCAGGAGACGGCGGCACAAGAGGAACCUCUCGGCCGCAGCUUCGACAACCUCAAGCCCACCCGCAGUCUCCUCCGUUGGGGGAGUGAGACCCACACUGUCCGCAUCGUCUGUCAACAACACACUGAGCCUGGAUAGAAAGACCUUGCUUCGCCAGAAGCAGGCGAAGCAGCUCCAGCCCAACGACAAGGCGUGGGUCCGAGCUGACCUCCAGCAGGGUUGUAUCCACGUCCAUGACCGACUCACGCCCUCCUACCCCCGGGCGGUACUAUGCACCGUGGACACCACCGCUGGGGAGAUAGCGGCUCGUCUGGGGCAGCUUGGAGGUAAAUGUGGAGGGAUACUAAGAAUGACUCGCAAAACAAGUGCUUAUGUUGACCUGAACGGUAACUGCAAUGGUAGCCAUGGGCAUAUUGACUACCAACUUGGUGUGAAUAAAAGUAACAACGUGAAGACCUCCUACCCGGGUUCUGUGAUCUCCUACUCGGGGUCAGAGGAGAACCAACCAGUCUCUCCAAUCAAGCGGCUUCAUAGCAAUAACAACCAUGCUCAAUAUUACCUGGAAACAAAUAUAUUACUUUCUGACUACAAGAUACCAAGCACCUCUUCCUCUGAGGUUUAUCUAAAUGACAGUGAGGGUGCAGACAUGGGCCUGAGUGGGGCCGACAGUUGUGGACUGUACUCAGGCUCAGACAUGGAGAGUAGCACCUUUGAUGAUUUGAGCCCCGGUGGUCCGCGGCCCAGCCAACACCAGAACUCCCUCAGUGAUGCUGCUGUCCUUGGGACCAACUCCUCAGUGCUCAGCCCAAACUUAGAUUCCGCCACGGAGGAAUUGGACCCGUUUGGGAGUUCCUCAGACGAGGUUGAGCUAGACCCUUCCCCGACACACACAGCCAGCAUCCCCACUGUCACUCAGCAACAGACCCUGGAGGGGAAAUCCAUGCACAUCCCCUCAACUGAUGCCUGCAAAGCUCCUGACAACAGGCUAUCAAAGUCAAACCAACUGGGAGACAAAAACCCUGCUGAUGAAGGUGGAAAAACAGGUAGCACUGGAGGAGAACCCAGACUGAUCAAUCCCCUGUCAAGCUGUGUCAGUAACUCACUGGCCCUACCUCUGACUGGCAGAGCAGCUGUUGAGCGUGACCUGGUCGUUUCAGGGGAGCUGAGAGGGGUCCCGGGCCCAGAGAAAGCCUCCCCAGCACCGGCCCUCUUCGCCCAGCUGCACGGUGGAGCUAUGAGGAGGCUGGAGGAUGAUGAGAAGCCUCUGCAGAUGCAGAAUGAGUACCUCUCUAAUCUGGGCUAUGGAGACCCGUGGCGGGUACAGGAAGAGGGUAUGGACCCAGAAAUAGGCUGUCUCAUACGCUUCUACGCAGGUAAGCCGCAGUGUGUGGGUGGAGCAGACCGGGUGCAGCUGACGGGUGUGUUUAAUGUGAGGAAGGGUAAGCUGGCCCUGCCUGUCAACCGGUGGUCUCGACGACACGUCACCCUGAGUGGCACCUGUCUCAUCGUCUCUUCCGUCAAAUACGCUCACACCGGCAAGAUGCACAUCCUGCCCCUCAUCGGUGGAAAGGUGGAGGAGGUGAGGAGACACAGUCACUGUCUAGCCUUCAGUUCUUCUGGUCCCCAGAGUCAGACCUACUACAUCAGCUAUGACUCCUACACAGAACACCUCCGCUGGCACAGACAGGCUGCCAAGAUAGUGUCUCAGAGGGUGAGUUCUGUGGACCUGUCAUGUUGCAGUCUGGAGGAGCUGCCACCUCAGCUGUUCUACAGCCAGGACCUGACCCACCUCAACCUCAAACACAACUAUCUGACGGGCCUCACACAUCUCACCAGAUUCUGCAGGUUGAGGAGCCUCAAUCUCUCUAACAACGCUCUGUCUGACUUCCCUCUGGCCGUGUGUGACAUCACCUCCCUGACAGAGCUCAACCUCCAAGGCAACCUUCUGACCUCUCUGCCCUCAGCACUGGGGACCAUGCACAACCUGCAGACCCUGCUUCUGGACGGUAACUCUCUGAACUCCCUGCCUGCUGAGCUGGGCUCUCUGGAGGCCCUGACCUACCUGGGCCUGUCCUUCAACCUGUUCAGCAGCGUACCUCCAGCCCUGGAGAGGCUCAGGGGGGUGGAGAGGCUCUGUCUGGCUGGGAAUCAGCUCUCCUCCCUGGACAUGGUCGGCCUGCAGUGGCUCCCCCACCGACACAUAGAUCUCAGGUUGAACAGGCUCCAGAGGGUGGUGGUUGGGGAGGCUGGCCUGCUGAGCCACGUAGCCCAGUUAGAUGUGCGGGAUGCUGGGUUGGAGGAGCUUGACGUCAGGACCCUAUCCAGGCUGGAGCUCCUACGCUGUGACAGAAACACACUCACACUCCUUCGAGUCAGCGGACUAGCACUCAAGGGCCUGCACACAGCACAAAACGAGCUGAGAGCGCUGGAUGUAUUUCCUGUUCCAGAGAGCCUCACUGUUGUGGACGUGUCCAGGAACCAUCUGGACUGUGUGCCUGACUGGGUGUGUGAAAGCAGCCGACUAGAGGUCCUAGACAUCAGCCACAACAACAUCAAAGAGCUACCCAUACGGUUAUUCUGCAGUGCUAGUCUUCGUAAAGUGCUGGUGGGAUGUAACAGUCUGCGUAGACUACCUGAGCGGCUGGAGAAAUCUCAGCUAGAGGUUCUAGAUGUACAACACAACCUGCUAACUGAGCUACCGCACAACCUCUUCAUUAAGGCCCAGAGCUUGCGCUACCUAAACGCAUCAGCCAAUAAGCUGGAGUGCCUCCCUCCAGCCAGCCUAUCAGAGGAGGGCUUCAGCAGCCUGCAGGAGCUGUAUCUGACCAAUAACAGUCUGACGGACAAGAGUGUCCCGCUGCUGACUGGUCACGCCCACCUCAGGGUGCUGCACCUGGCCUACAACCAGCUACAGACCUUCCCAGCCAGUAAGAUGGCUCGGUUGGAGCAGCUGGAGGAACUGGACCUCAGUGGGAACAGGCUGAGAGCGGUGCCCACCACCAUCCUGAGCUGCAGGCACAUGCACACACUCUCUGCCCACUCCAACAACAUCACUGUCUUCCCUGAGGUCCUCCAGCUUCAAGACAUGAAGGUAGGACAGACACAACAUACACGCUCUGCCCACUCCAACAACAUCACUGUCUUCCCUGAGGUCCUCCAGCGUCACGACAUGAAGGUAGGACAGACACAACACACACUCUCUGCCCACUCCAACAACAUCACUGUCUUUCCUGAGGUCCUCCAGCUUCAAGACAUGAAGGUAGGACAGACACAACACACACUCUCUGCCCACUCCAACAACAUCACUGUCUUCCCUGAGGUCCUCCAGCUUCAAGACAUGAAGUGUGUGGAUCUGAGCUGUAAUGAGUUGUGUGAGGUAGUCCUCCCAGAGUCUCUGCCUGCUAAACUACAGGAGCUAGACCUGACAGGCAACCCUCGCCUCAACCUGGACCACCGGAGCCUCGAACUGCUCAAUAACAUUAGGUGUUUCCGUGUGGACCCAUCUCCCUCCUCUUUGUGUGGCAGUGAGGGGCCCGGGGAGCCUGCAGUCUGGAGCCACGGAUACACAGAGGCCUCUGGGGUCAACAACAAGCUGUGUGUAGCAGCCCUGGCGUUGGACAGUUUCCGUGGAAGCAGGGAGGCUCUGUACGGGGUGUUUGACGGAGACCGGAACGUUGAGGUGCCCUACCUGCUGCAAUGCACCAUGGGAGACGUGCUGGCCGAGGAACUGCACAAGAGCAAGAACCAAGAGGACUAUAUGACCAACACCUUCCUCACCAUGCAGAGGAAGUUGGGCACGGCAGGACAGAGGCUGGGAGGGUCCGCGGCCCUCUGCCACAUCCGUCAUGGCCUCGUUGCCCCAAGCGACCGUGGCGGCGGGGGCUGUUUCACGGUGACAGCGGCUAACGUGGGAAGGUGUCAAGCAGUUCUGUGUCGUGAUGGCAAGGCCCUCCCUCUCUCCACCACACACACCGUCAGACAGCAGUCAGAGUACCAAAGAGCACGCCAACACCAUGCUAUCAUCACGGAGGACAACAAAGUGAACGGAGUGACGGACUCCACCAGGAUCAUGGGCUACUCCUUCCUGUGUCCCGCCGUGACCCCACGACCCCACAUCUCCACGGUAACCCUCACCCCACAGGAUGAGUUCUUCAUCCUGGCCAGCCGGGGCUUGUGGGAUACCAUGUCCACCUGCGAGGCAGUGGAGGCAGUGCGUAACGUCCCAGACUCCCUAGCAGCAGCCAAGAAGCUGUGUACGCUGGCGCAGGGCUACGGCUGUCCUGACAGUCUGUGUGCUGUGGUGGUGCAGCUGAGUAUCACUGAAGACUGCUGCUGCUGUGAGCCCCCACCACCCCCACCCAGCCCCGGCCUGGAAACCCAACACACCCACACUGCUGGUAACACACACCACCACCCCGGCUACGGCUCAGCAGAUGGAACUCUACCAUUACCGCCUCCGGCGAUGGGGACAGGAAGUGAGGUCAGCAGUGAGGUCAGCACGUCGGAGAUGAGCAGUGAGGUGGGGUCGACGGCGUCGUCGGACGAGCCAGCCAAUCAGAUGGAGAAGGGCGUGGUCCUGGGGGUCGUGGGGGUGCUGGGGCGGGGAGUGGGGGUGUAUGGAGGUGGAAGAGCAUCGUUCCAGAGGCAGUACUCGGGGGCUCUGUCUGACAAUGGGCUGGACAGUGAGGAUGAGGAGCCUAUAGCUGGGGUGUUCUCUAAUGGGAGCAGAGUGGAGGUGGAGGCUGACAUACACUGUCUGAGAGCACGGGCCAGCUCUAUACCAAUACCCCACACACACCCUGACCCACACCCUGACCCGCACACACACACACACCCCAACCCUGACCCGCACACACACCCCAGCCCUGACCCGCACACACACCCCAGCCCUGACCCGCACACACACCCCAGCCCUGACCCGCACACACACCCCAACCCUGACCCCCACACACACCCUAACACCUCUGUCACACAGCAGCCUGAGCCUUUACCUCCACCCUCCUGCCAGUCAGCCCCCACCCCACCCUCGUCCCCCCCUCAUCCGUUUCCUUACCAUCAGCCCAGCCCUGACCCUGAGACUAGCCCUGACCCUGUAGUAGAAGAGGAGCUGAGGGCUGUAGAGACAGACACUGUAACACCCAAACACACUGUUCAGGAACAGGUGGGGCCUGGAGAGACUGGUGCGGGCUCAGGCUCUAGCUCGGCCAGUAGGACUCUGGGUGGGACUCUGGGGCGUAAGGGGCGGGGUAAUGGCUCGGUGGCGUGUCAGGGGCGGAGCCAGGAUGUGAUAGAGGAGGUGGGUGACGCUCCCGUCAGGAAGCAAGGAGGUUACUUCAACGCUCCGGCCCAGCCGGACCCUGACGACAAGCUCGUCAUUCCUCCCGAGCUGGAGGAGGAGAUCCGGGAGAUCAUGAAACAACAACAGGAGCAGAGUCAGACACACCCCCAGGGCCACCAGACACAUCCCCAGUCACCGCCUGCAGCAGAAUACUACGUCACGCCCUUCUAGCUCACCAGACCGUUCUGUUACAACCCCUUCACAGCACAUUAGACCGCACCUGUGAAGAAUCCCUGCUACGCCGAUGUAUAGAAUGUCUGGAGAUGAGUUCCUGUAUGGGUGUGUCCCAAGUGACACGCUGUUCAAUAUCCCAAUGAAUGGGAUCAGAGGUUGAGGAGUUACGGGGGAAACAUGCACAGUCCCUCCUGAAGAUGCCUCAUACCUGCUAAUGGCCAGCAAUACUUGUUUUAUUCUGUUAUCAUUUUAUAUUCCUAACUAUAUGACCCCAGGAAAUACAAUGCAUUUUUAUAAACACAGGCAUUAUUUACUUGCUUCACAAUGUUCAAGUUAAUUAAUACAUUUUUUAUCAUAUUUUGUGAUGAAUGAAGGAAUUGAUUAAGCACUUUUUUUAUGCAGAGACUUUUAUUUGAACUAAUUAUAAAGCUGAAUGAUACAUUCUGCUAGACUGACUGAACUAUUAUUGCUAGAGAGCUGUUUUCUUUCUGCCAGCCAGCAAGGCAGCCUGACUGUGGCUCCCUCCCUAAUGGCACCCUGUUCCCUAUUGCAGAGCCCUUGUCAAAAGUAGUUCACUAUAUAGGGAAUUGGUUGCUAUUUGGGACACAGACUGUGUAUGGUUGCCUGUAGGCCUCUAAAGUAGACUGAUGCUGAGAGAUAAACUAAAUCCUAGGAGUUGCAUACUCUUAAGUGUGACCUAAUAAUUGACGUGUACUAAUCUUCUCUAAGAGAAAAUACUUUUUAUUUCAGAAGAUUGUUGACACAGACAGAUGUCUGAGGGAGGGAGGGAGAGAUGGAUGGGGAGGCAUAGGUAGAAGUAUAAGGACGGGGGGGAAUACUGGUAUUACGCAGCUCAAUGAAUGUGUGGGGCCUAUGUGAUCUAAUGAACUCCAACAAAGGCAUUGUUCUAUCUAAGCUAAUCACACAGGAAAGCUACUUUUUCUAUAAUAAAUCUACAUUUUCAAAUAA
Oncorhynchus nerka (sockeye salmon) is the source of this 7205-nucleotide messenger RNA. RefSeq names its product PH domain leucine-rich repeat protein phosphatase 1-like. NCBI's taxonomy places the organism in Eukaryota, Metazoa, Chordata, Actinopteri, Salmoniformes, Salmonidae. The transcript has 17 exons. Gene Ontology annotation, molecular function: protein binding. The coding region runs from base 351 to 6233 and encodes 1960 amino acids. The record is from RefSeq and is a predicted model, not a curated record.